ACUGUUGGUGGACGUUUUUUUUUUUUUUUUUAAUUAAGUUGAUCAUGACUGUAACUCAGCUGGUGUUUGUUGUCCGAGCAGACAGACCACUGUAAUUCAUGUAGCCAUUACUAGACGGGAGUUCACACAGCGCCGUCAGCCCCAAACUGGACCCUUUCUGCAAGCGUGGAACAACAACUGAACCUGAAAACUCUGCAGAUCUGGAACAAAUCUGGGACGAUACGCUACAUCUGAGUGGCUUCGAGAUAAAUUAAAGAUAUUCCGGUCAGGUUUAUCAUCUUUGAAGUUUUGCUAAAACCAUUGAAGUUUCAAAAUUUUUGCGUUCUCCCCACUCCGCCCGUCUAUCGAGAUGUGGUGGAUGCUGUUUCCCCGAUGGAUUUGGUUUGUUCUUGGACAUUGCUGGACUGCAUUCCUACAUAUGGACUGCCGUGUGACAGCGAUGCCUAUGAUGUCCGUGGCAAAGGUGGUGUACUCUCACGCAGGUCUGUGCCCCAAUGAACUGAACCCCAACCUGUGGGUGGAUGCGAUGAGCACCUGCAUGCGGGAGUGCGAAUCCGACCAGGACUGUGAGGCAUUUGAGAAGUGCUGCCCUAAUGUUUGUGGCAACAAGAGCUGUGUGGCGGCACGUUAUAUAGACAUCAAGGGCAACAAAGGCCCCAUUGGAAUGCCAAAGGGCGCCACCUGUGACAAGUUCAUGUGCACUCAGCAAGGCUCCGAGUGCGACAUCUGGGAUGGCCAGCCUGUUUGUAAGUGCAGAGACCGGUGUGAGCGGGAGCCCCACUUCACGUGUGCAUCUGACGGCAUGACUUAUUAUAACAAGUGCUACAUGGACGCAGAGGCCUGCUCCAAGGGUGUCUCAAUCACUGAGGUCACCUGCAGGUAUCACCUGUUCUGGCCAAACACGAGUCCAAUCCCUGUGGAGACCACAUUACAUCCCACUACCGCCCUUCAGACCACCAUCCCAACUGAUAUUCAACUUCCUGCCAUACACAACGCUCCCAUUAAACAGACUGUGCUGGUGGGUGAGACGGCCAGCUUCCUGUGUGAGGUGUCCGGUAAGCCACAACCAGAAAUCACCUGGGAGAAACAACUGAAGGGCAAGGACAAUAUUAUAAUGAGACCCAAUCAUGUACAAGGUAACAUUGUGGUGACCAAUAUUGGCCAGCUGGUCAUAUACAAUGCCCAACUUCAGGAUGCCGGAAUCUACACAUGCACUGCGAGAAAUGUCGGGGGAAGUGUGUCAUCACACUUUCCCUUGGCAGUGAUCAAGAGUGACCUGAGGGGUAAAAAUGCAGAAGGGAAUAAUACUAACCUCCCAUUCCCAGCAGCAGAGUGUCUCAAGAGUCCUGACACUGAUGACUGCGGAGAAGAAAGCAUAAGCUGGUACUACGAGCCGAAGAGGAACAACUGCUUUACCUUUACCUACAGCCAGUGUAAUAAAAACCUAAACCAUUUUGAUACCUAUGAAGUAUGCAUGGUGUCCUGUGGGGGGGAGCUAGCUGCCCCUUGCAGCCUGCCAAACCUACAGGGGCCUUGCAAGGCAUAUGAGCCCCGCUGGGCAUACAGCAGCACCCUUAAAAAGUGCCAGUCCUUUGUGUAUGGAGGCUGUGGCGGCAAUGAGAACAACUUUGAGUCUAAAGAGGCCUGUGAAGAGAUGUGUCCCUUUCCAAAAAACCACAACUGCAAAGUGUGCAAGCCUCGAGGCAAAAUGGUCUCCAGCUUCUGCAAGAGCGACUUCGUGAUCCUCGGCCGCAUGACUGAGCUGAUGGAAGAGCAAGAGUCAGGGCAUGCGUUGGUAACCGUAGAGGAGAUCUUGAAGGAUGAGAAGAUGGGUCUAAGGUUCUUUGGCAAGGAACCGCUGGAAGUCACCCUUCUGAACAUGGACUGGAACUGCCCCUGUCCUAACAUCACCAUAUCCGAUGGGCAGGUGAUCGUCAUGGGGGACGUGCACAAUGGGAUGGCCAUCCUGCAGCCCGACAGCUUUGUAGGCUCCUCCAGCACUCGCAGAAUCAGAAAGCUGCGGGAGGUUAUCCAGAAGAAAACCUGCGAUUUCCUCAAAGAUUUCUCUGCAGCAUGAUAUCAUACCAGCAAUACAGCUCAACUGUGUUUAUUUUCAGAUUACUUAAAGCUCCUGUGACCUCACCAGUCUGACUGACAGCCAGUUUUCUUGCAUUUCACGUUGUUUUGUUUUUUGUUUUCCAUUCUUCUCAAAAGAUCUUAGAAAAACUGUUAUAAAAAAUUGCUCUGAGCAAAGUAUUUAAUAUUUUACCUUAACAAAUCUUAUCUUUUAUACACUAAUAUUAUUUGUUUAGUAAUAUUGUUAAUACAAUUAGUAUGUGUCUUUUUAUGAUGGGUAUCUUAGGUUCCCAUUGUGUCUUUAUCGCUUAAAGGGAUAGUGUGGGUUUAUUCAAUUAGGGUGCUGCGGAGAGGUUAAGAACAGUGAUUAUCUUAUCUACAGUAAAUAGCUUUCUAAAUAUGAUUUAAGAAUUCAUAAAAUAGUAUUUCCUGCAAUUAAUGUUUUGAGGUUGGAAUUUCUAUGGAAAAUUGGGGCUUUUAGAGUUAUAAGAUAAUGACUGCUCAUAACAUCUUCACAAAACAGCCAAACUAUCCACUUAAGGGGAUAGUUAAGGAUUUUUGAAAUGAGGACCUGAUAGGGUCAUUAUCAAAUAAUAUCUUACUUGCAGAUGAUAGCUCUGUUGGUGUCUUCAUUCAGUUUAAAUCUAGAUAAGUAAACUCUGAAGGCUGCAGCUAAUGCCUUGUCUACACCAAAGUGUGCUUCUACUGUCUUAAAGCAGUUCUGUUUAUUAAUAUAAUCAUUGGAGUUUAUGGAAGGGCUAUUUAAUGAAUAGUUAACCAUAAUGACAUUUGCAUUGAACAGCAGAAAACUCGUAGUAUCUUAAUUUAGGCCUUCUACUAGUCCCAGUGGCUAACGAUAGCAGCUUAUACUAGCAGCUAUUUUAUAAAUCAGGCUGCUCAGUGGCACAGUUGGUAGCACUGUUGCCUUGCAUUGAAAAGGUCCUGGGUUCAACCCUGUCAUAGGGUCUUUGUGCAUGGAGUUUGCAUGUUCUCCCUGU
This is a messenger RNA of Girardinichthys multiradiatus, 3074 nucleotides long. Its product is annotated as WAP, Kazal, immunoglobulin, Kunitz and NTR domain-containing protein 2-like. Gene Ontology annotation, cellular component: extracellular region. The coding region runs from base 350 to 2077 and encodes 575 amino acids. Lineage: Eukaryota; Metazoa; Chordata; Actinopteri; Cyprinodontiformes; Goodeidae. Gene Ontology annotation, molecular function: serine-type endopeptidase inhibitor activity; protein binding. The transcript has 3 exons. The record is from RefSeq and is a predicted model, not a curated record.